AUGUGGGAGGUCUAUAAUACCAUGGAGUCCCGCGGGUUUUCACCUACUGUCAUCACCUAUGGGAUUCUAUUGAAUUGUUGCUGCAACCAGGGUGAUUUGAGCAAUGCCCGUAAAGUGUUUGAUGAAAUGCUUCAAAGAAGAAUUGAACCUAAUGUGGUGGUUAACACUAUUCUCAUUCGUGUUUUUUGUAAUGAGGGUGAAAUGGAAGAAGCUGAGAGGGUUUUUAAGUUGAUGAGAGAAAGUGGGGUCGAUCCUAAUUUGUAUACUUAUGUUACUCUCUUUGAUGGGUAUUGCAAAAUGGGUAAUGUUAAACGUGUUUUUGAAUUGUAUAGUGAUAUGCUAUGGCAUGGUUUGCAUCCUGAUGUUGUGACUUUUGCAAAUUUAGUGGAUGUUUUGUGCAAGGCGGGUGAUUUGAAGACUGCACGAAACUGCUUUGUUUAUAUGGAUAAGUUUGGUGUUUUUCCUAAUUCACAUGUUUAUAAUUGUUUGAUUGAUGGUUACUGUAAGGCAGGGGAUUUGGUUGAAGUGAUGCGAUUGCGAGAUGAAAUGAAACGGAAUGGUGUUUUCUGGGAUGAUUUUACGUGCAGUAUACUUGUUAAGGGUUUAUGUGACUCGGGUAAGUUUGAAGAAUCUAAGGUUUUGAUGGAGGAGAUGAGUAAAGCAGGGGUUUUUGCUAAUGCUGUGACUUACAAUGUGUUGAUUGAUGGAUACUGCAAAAUGGGGGAUAUGAAGAAGGCUUUUGAGGUUUGUUCACAAAUGACUGAGAGGAAGGUAGAACUCAAUGAGAUCAUAUUUUCUACAUUGAUUGACGGGUUUUGCAAGAAUGGUAACAUAAAAGCUGCUAUGGGGUUAUAUGCAGAAAUGGUUAUCAAAGGUCUCGUGCCUGAUGUGGUGACUUACACGACUUUGAUUGAUGGACAUUGCAAGGAUGGGAAUAGCAAAGUAGCUUUCGAACUCCAUAAGGAGAUGCAGAACGCAGGACUAACACCAAAUGUGGUCACAAUUACUUCUUUGAUUGACGGCCUUUUGAAAGAUGGAAGGACUUACGCUGCAAUCAGACUUUUCUUGGAGAAAACUGGAGUUGGUUUCGCUGGAGGUAAAAUGGAUCAUAGUGGGUCGUGUUCUCCGAAUGAUGUUAUGUAUGCUGUUUUAAUUCAAGGUUUAUGUAAAGAUGGACAUAUUUUCAAGGCCACCAAGUUUUUCAAAGAAAUGAGAUGUAGCGGUUUCAAACCAGACCUGGUUCUUUAUGUUAUCAUGUUGGAGGCACAUUUUCGAUUCAAGCACAUGGUUGAUGUAAUGAUGUUGCAUGCAGACAUGCUGAAGAUGGGUGUUCUGAGAAAUACUUCCGCAUGUCGUGCAUUGUCUACGGGCUAUAGAGAAUUGAGAUCUGAAACCAACUCGAAUGUGUUCUGA
Messenger RNA from Lathyrus sativus (Indian pea), 1413 nucleotides. The record is from the annotation of a GenBank genome assembly. NCBI's taxonomy places the organism in Eukaryota, Viridiplantae, Streptophyta, Magnoliopsida, Fabales, Fabaceae.